AUGCCACCUGCACUAUUUUUCGAAGGGUACUGGUUUCACACAAACCUAACAAGCAUGAUAUUUUACGUAUUCAUCUCGCUGUUUACUAUCUUUGGAAAUGUUCUGGUUUGCGCGGCAUUCAUCAAAGAUCCAUAUCGCCAGCUGAGAACUUGGCAGAAUUAUUACAUCAUUAGCUUGGGAAUUUCAGAUCUUUUAAUGGGUCUCGCCGCCGAAACUGUGCUUAUUGCAACUUACUGGGACAAAGGCGAAGAGGUUUUUCGCACGCAUUAUUACUUCGCCAUAAUUUCAGGCGUUUCAUCGUUAUUAAACAUGGCAGCGCUUUCUAUCCAUCGCUACUUUGCAGUGAAGAUGCCGCUUAAUUUCCAAGAAGUAAUGACACGGAAACGAAUACUUGCGUCCAUAGCGAUAUUAUGGGUUUACGCGAUUCACUUUGCGGUUUUACCAAUGGCGGGCUUUGUAGACCCUAGCUAUCAGGUUUAUCUGUAUACCUUAGGUUGUUUUUUACCAAGUAUUGUUAUUGUUAUGGCUUACGGAGGGAUCUUCAAAUCAAUUCGCGAGCACACAAAAUCGCUAAUGAGCGGUCCAGCAAUGGGAAACAGAGUCCUAAAGAACGCUAUGGCCAGAGAAAGAUCCACAACAAAGACAAUGCUAAUAGUUUUAGUUGUAUUCUUCUCUUUCUGGUUCCCAUUUUUGCUCGUGGAUUUGAUUAUGGUCCAGUGUGUAAGAUGUAGAACUUUUUCCUUCCACGUUGCUCGUGACGUCACUCUUACGUUUACCUACUUCAGCUCGUGUGUGAAUCCUCUUCUUUACGCAUGGCGUGUAUCGCAGUUCCGCAGGGUAUUUAUUCGGUUACUUGGAUUACGGAAAAUAAUAUCAAAACGAAAUAAUGCGGUUCAUCCAUUUGAUAUGACUACUCUUCGCUGGCGAAAUGAUCAUGAGGAUAUCAACACUUGUUACAGUAGCUAA
Molecule: messenger RNA, 966 nt
Organism: Porites lobata
Lineage: Eukaryota; Metazoa; Cnidaria; Anthozoa; Scleractinia; Poritidae
Source: the annotation of a GenBank genome assembly